Messenger RNA from Entrophospora candida, 207 nucleotides. The record is from the annotation of a GenBank genome assembly. NCBI's taxonomy places the organism in Eukaryota, Fungi, Glomeromycota, Glomeromycetes, Entrophosporales, Entrophosporaceae.
AUAAGCUAUGGGCCUUGGAAAACUAGAUCUGAACACCAAAAACAUGUUGAGCAUGAUACAAAUAUUGGAUCAUCAAAACAAACCCUUUUUAACUAUAAGAAAUGUUUAAAGGUUGAUAUUCCUUUGUAUGAAUUUAGUGAACUAGGCAAAACAGAAGCUUCUUCAACAAAAAACUUGACAAAUUUGAUAGAAUUAUUAUAUUUAUAA